This is a messenger RNA of Danio rerio (zebrafish), 1460 nucleotides long. Lineage: Eukaryota; Metazoa; Chordata; Actinopteri; Cypriniformes; Danionidae. The record is from RefSeq and is a predicted model, not a curated record.
AUGGCGUUUAUUAAAGAGGAGAGUGAAGAUGUGAAGAUUGAAGAGACAUUCACAGUCAAACAGGAAGAUCUGCAGGAACAAACAGACCUAAUUAAAGACUACGAGGAGAGUAAAGAGGAGGAACAUCAUGUCAAAAUUGAGGACAAAACUCAUUUAGAGACUGAUGGUGUGUUAAAUGUGAGAGACAAGAGUUGUUUUACCUGCACUAAGUGUGGAAAGAGUUUGGCAAGCAAAAGCAAACUAAAGACUCACAUGAGGAUCCACACUGGAGAGAAACCAUUCACAUGCACUCAGUGUGGGAAGAGUUUCAGCCACUCAUCAUCUCUUAAUCAACACAUGAGAAUCCACACUGGAGAGAAACCAUUCACAUGCACUCAGUGUGGGAAGAGUUUCAGCCACUCAUCAUCUCUUAAUCAACACAUGAGAAUCCACACGGGAGAGAAACCAUUCUCAUGCACUCAGUGUGGGAAGAGUUUUAGCAAAUCAUCGUCGCUUUAUAAACACAUGAUGAUCCACACUGGAGAAAAACCCUUCACAUGCACUCAGUGUGGGAAGAGUUUCAGCAAAUCUUCGUCGCUUUAUAGACAUAUGAGGAUCCAUACCGGAGAAAAACCAUUCACUUGCACUCAGUGUGGGAAGAGUUUCAGCCACUCAUCAUCCCUUAAUCAACACAUCAUGAUCCACACUGGAGAGAAACCAUUCACAUGCCCUCAGUGUGGGAAGAGUUUCAUCCACUCAUCAAAUCUUAAUCUACACAUGAGGAUCCACACUGGAGAGAAACCAUUUACAUGCUCUCAAUGUGGGAAAAGUUUCAGCACAUCAUCACACCUUAAACAACACAUGAAAAUCCACACUGGUGUGAGAGAGUAUAUGUGCUUGGAGUGUGAGAAGACUUUUAUUACAGCUGCAGUAUUGAAACGGCACCAGAGGAUUCACACUGGAGAUAAACCGUACAAGUGUUCACAUUGCAGUAAGAGGUUUACUCGCUCAGGAACCCUGAAAACACAUGAGAGGAUUCACGCUGGAGAUAAACUGUAGACAUGAUCAGUGUGUUCUAGGGUUUGUUACCGAAACCCGGUGCCAUUAUAGCACCGGUACCAUGGUAACCGGUAUGCACCGGUAUUAAAUCAGCGUAUGAAUUUCGGUGCUGCGGCAUGGACGUGAGGGUUGCAUGAAAAAAGGCACAUAUAGGUGUUGUCACAGCAUCACUAAACAUUUAAUAUUCAACUCGUUUAGUUUUGACUUCAUUCAUUUUUGAUUUCUGUCUUGAACACAUGAUUUAUUUACAACACAUUUUUAAACACAAUAGUUUAACUGACUCGUUUCUAAUAUCUAACGCUACUUUUUUAUGCUGACAGUCAGUGCAGAACAUUUUACUAGUUAUUUUGCAAGACAGUAUUCAGACAAAGUCUUUUUAAGUAUUUUAUAGUCUUUUAUUUAGAUUAAAGUGUAAUUUAGAC